UGUUGGGACACGUGACUUGGAGGCUGCACACUGAUCUGUUUUGACAAGCAGCGGGGAGGUGAGAGGGGGACAGACUUGAGAGUAGGCUGUAAGAGUUGGUGGCAAAAGCUUUGUGAGCAGUGAUGACGAGAAUACUCAGCAUUACUUUAUCGCCGAAUUUACAUUGGAUUGAGUUGGCAAGCUAGUUAACAGUGACUUUGUAGAGUAAACAAGACAUCUUUUAGCAAGCUAGCGAGCACUACUAGCUAUGCAGGCUGCUGCGGCCAAGUAUCGAAGAUAGCCAGCUAACUAGUUAGCUAGCAUGUUUCUGUAAAAGUUGUGAUGGUAUGAAGCGGACCAAAAGUGGGGGAGAGGUGGCAACCCAACCUAGCUAGCCUACAGUCAUUACUGAAUGAAAACCCGGACGAUAUGUUUUUCAUCAACGUCAUGCGUUGACAUUGUCAUUCCAACAGAAUGAUUCGUUGAACAAGACUCGUCCGUCGUCGUGCAGCGGAGAGUAGGACAUUCUGUACCUGCGUGGGGGUUGGGGGGUUUUGACACAAGGUCGUCGUCAACAGAUGCCUAGCAAGCUAACUUGGUAGUUAUGUUAGCUAGCUAAUCAUUGUUGAGGAGGCUUGCCACACAGGACGAAGUAGCUAGUUUACAGUCGCUAACAUUGCGAGCAAUACAAUACUGAGAGAGUGAUGCUUCGCGAGGUGACUGCCGUGUUUCUUGUGCUAAUGCUCGAUUUUGAAGUGUAUAGUCAGGGUAGCUAGUUUGCUAGUCAGUUUAACUCGUUUUGGCAUAUUGAUUAACAACCCAAUUGCGAUAGUUAACUGUUCGGUGCAAGCUAGUCUUCGUCCACCAGUUUACAGUACAACCCGAUGGACGUGUACAGUGGCGUGCAAACAAAGCAAUGCUUUGUUGGAUAGGGAGCAAUUGGCAGCAUAACGGCUUUUCAGCUGGCAUUGUUGCUUAAUAUAUUAAGUCAGCAAAAUAUUUUCUAGGCUUGGGGUCCAUACAGAAUUGCUGUCAAGGUUGUGUUUGUCGUGUGUCAGCCUUCAAGAAGAAAUAACAGACGAAAGACAGAAGUCCCAGCGAGAGACGAGGAAGGCAUCCCGAUGACACUGGAAAACAUGAAACCUGAACGAGACGCGGCCGAGGAGUUCUUCGAGUAUGACGCCGAGGAGUUCCUCGUGUUCCUGACUCUGCUCAUCACAGAGGGGCGGACUCCAGAAUGUUCCGUGAAGGGUAGGACCGAGGGCCUCCACUGCCCCCCCGCCCAGUCCACCCUGCCCCCCCUCCACAAGCAUGAGUGCAGCGACAAACUGCCCCAGUGUCGACAGGCCAGGCGGACCCGCUCAGAGUUGAUGUUGCUGUGGAGGAACAGUAUUCCCAUCAUGAUUGAGGUCAUGCUACUGCCAGACUGCUGCUAUGGAGAUGAGUGCCCCCCCAGCGACCCCAUCAGUGACCCGGCCAUCAAACAGGACGCUCUGCUGCUCGAGAGAUGGACCCUGCAGCCAGUACCCCGACAGAGUGGUGAACGUUUCAUCGAGGAGAAGACGUUGCUGCUGGCCGUGCGCUCCUACGUGUUCUUCUCCCAGCUCAGCGCCUGGCUCAGCGCCUCCCACGGUGUCGUCCCCAGGAAUGUCCUCUACAGGGUCAGCGCAGCGGACGAGGAGCUGGUCUGGAAGUUCUCCCAGCCGCCCUCGGAGCAUCUCUUCCCCGUCCCUAACGUCUCCCAGAGCGUCGCCCUGCGAGUCCGCGUCCAGUCCCUCCCCCGCCAGACCACCUACCCCACCCUGGCCUGCAGCAUCCACACUGCCCUGCCCCCCCUUUACAGCAAGACCCCCACCCUCCACCCCAGCCAGGGCCUGCCCUCACACUUCAGGAGGGGCCAGGACUCCAAAGAGAGUCUGCUUCACAAUGCUCAUUUCCCCCUUUAUAGCAAGAGCUCCAACGCCCUAGGUCUCCCCAUCGCUGGGCUCCCCAUCGCAAGUUUCCCCAUCACCAGUCUCCCCCUCUCUGGUCUCCCUCUCUCUGGUCUCCCCCUCCACAACAAGAGGAGCCAGGAGUCUUCAGACAGCCAUGGUCACAUGUUUCAGAAUGGAGAACUCCCCCAGGUCAACGCCCCGCAUCGUCAGGGCUCCCCCCUGUUCUCCCGGCCCUCCCGCUCGCACUCCCCCCUCCCCCCAGGGGGGAAGGCCGUCAGGUGGCUGUACUCUGCCCUCAAUGGCCCCUCCGACCCCCCCCACACCGAGGACUACGGUCUGUCGAACGGGGCGGAGACCUCUCGGGGCGGGGGCUCGGAACCGCUGCGGGCCUUCAAGACCCUGUCCUUGACCGACCCACCACGCUGCCCCUCCCCCAGGCCCAUCACCACAGAGACCAACCCCCUGAUUGGCUCUCUGCUGCAGGAGAGACAGGAAGUGAUCGCCCGCAUUGCACAGCGCCUCAACUUCUGCGACCCGACUGCGCCGCCCCUGCCGUCUGCCCUCUUUACGCCGGACGCCCCUCCCAAAGCCUUCUGGGGCAGUAGCCAUGACGACGCCACUCUCCGAAAGACCAAAGAGGCGGAGGCCCCGCCCCCUGAGCCCGCCGGCCCCGCUCGCCCCUCCCCGCACGACACGCCCGUUCACGACACGCCCCCGGGGAAGCGAGAGACGUCGUCCCCUCGGCCCGCGGCCUGCAGGAGACUGAGGCUGAGUGAGCCCGGGGAGGGGGAGAAGGAGAGAGAGCGCGAGAGAGACCGGGAGAGAGAGAACUCCCUCAUCUCCCAGGCCGUGCACGACAUCGCCAGGCUCAUCCAGGACAGGCUGGGCGUUCCCUCUCUGUCCCCGACGCACAGAGACGGGCGCGGCGGCAGCAGCCCUCUGCGCCACACACACACCCAGACCCUCACGGUCCGCACGUACACACACACCACGCGCACCACUCACAGGACGCCAGACGUCAGCUGUCAUCAGAGCAAUGGCUUUGCCAAUGGCCACGCCCCCGGCCACGCCCCCGGCCACGCCCCCGGCCACGCCCCUGGCCACAGGGACCCAGACGCCACAACCCAUGCACCUGUUUGCACAGAUAAAGCCAGAACUAACCCGGAGGUAGACCUCUCUGUCCGAUCUCAGAACGGCACCUCUGUUACACUUGAAGACCCUCCGAUUAGACCCCAGCCCCACUGUUUACAGACCUUCCCCCCAGAGGUGCCCAGAGCCCAGGGCCUCGACCCCUCCGACGCCCCCCGCACCCUCAGAGAGAACGGCCUGAGGACCAGACAGACUUGCACAGACGCCUCCCCGGCCCACACCCAGAACCCCAUCAAGCUCCAGGCCCAGAGCCAGUCCACCCCCCUACAGGAUGAGAACCAGGCCCCCCCAGGCUCUGGAGCCUCCGGCCCCACCACCCCCACGACCAAAGGCCCCAGCACACCCACUGUCCUGCGGGCCCACAGCCCCCCCCCCCUGCGGCCGUGCAACAGCUGGAGGAAGCAAAACCGCCACUCACUAGACGCCACGGCAACCAAGGCCUUCCACCCUUGCACUGGCCUACCUCUCCUCUCCAGCCCAGUUCCCCAAAGGAGAACCCAGACUGGCUUCUUUGACCUGGAUUCUUCUGUGUUCGGCUGUAAAGGUCUGCCCUGGACACAUGGAAAAAGGGUGUCUCUGAAGAGGGAGGAGGACUCAGAGCAGCAUCAGCAGGUCCUCAGUGCCAGCGCUCCACCUGCCAGCCUCAGCCUCCUGGGCAACUUUGAGGAGUGUGUGUUGAACCACCGCCUGGAGCCUCUGGGGAUGAUCGAGGGCUUCACGGCGGAAGUUGGCGCCAGUGGGACCUUCUGCCCCAGUCACAUGACCUUUCCUGUGGACGUGUCGUUCUACAGCGUGUCGGAAGACAACGCCCCCUCGCCGUACAUGGGCGAAAUCACCCUGGAGUCCCUGGGUAAAAGGGGCUACCGUGUACCUCCAUCAGGAACCAUUCAAGUGACCUUAUUUAACCCCAACAAAACCGUGGUGAAGAUGUUUGUGGUGGUGUAUGACUUGAGGGCCAUGCCAGCUGGACACCAGACCUUCCUACGCCAGAGGACUUUCUCCGUUCCCGUCCGCCGUGACGGCUCGCACGCACACGCCAGCAGGAAGCCCCUCCCUCUGGGCCAGGGACGCACGCUGCGCUACCUCGUUCACCUGAGGUUCCAGAGCUCAAAGUCUGGGAAGAUCUACCUCCACAGAGACAUCCGUCUGCUGUUCUCCAGGAAGUCCAUGGAGGUGGACAGUGGUGCUGCCUACGAGCUCCAGUCUUUCACCGAGUCCCCAGCCAACCCGCCCUUCUCCCCCCGCUGCUGAGCCGGGUCCUCCCCUACCAGCACAGGACUACUGAGGCCUAACAACCCACAGGGCCCUGGAGCUAGUGGGAGGUGGCACUGGUACCCACUGAAAUGACAACCUGUUCUAUAGUGUGCUGCUGUGGGUCAAAGUUGUGAACCCCAGCCCACACAUGUUCCCAGUUAGAAGGGGUGAACAGGGUGACAUUUUGAGAGCCAUCAUUAGUUUACUUGCUCUACUAUAGGUAUACUGGGAUAUGUGGUUGUAUGACUUGUUACAGUUGUUCUUCCCAGGGUCUGUCAAGAGAGGACUGGGAAAGUCUCUGGAGGUGGGACCCCCUUAUCCUGUCCAGUCAGACAGCUGUGAUAAGAGCAAGGGGGGGGGGGGGGUGGGGGGGGGGGAUGCAACAGGAAAUGGGGGGAGAUUUGGUGCACCUCUGUCCCAGAGAAGUGCUGCUGUUUAACAAGCCCCAAAUACAAACAUCCUUGGACCACUGAAGAAGACUAGCAAGCAAUCAAGCCAGAGAAAAUACCAAGUUGACAUCAGAAGCGCACUGUGUAUUUCCACGAUAACUGGAAAUGAAAAAAUAGUAAUAUUCUAAUACUUUGUUUUUGUACUGUUAAAGAACCACUUUAUCGGAAGUGUUGCAAUAGAAAGAGAGUAACCUUAGCUUAGUGUUUGUUUAUUUACUUUCAACAUACCAUCAGUUAUUUAAUAUUUAAAUUAAUAUUUCAGUUCUGGCUCAUGUGACGUUUGUCAUGCUAAGCAUUAUGAUGUAGUGCAAACUCUGUAAAUCAUAGUAUGUAUUUUUGACAUUAAUAAUAAGAUCUGGAAAUAUAAAUAUAUCUAUAUAUCUUAUAAAGCAAUCUUAAAAUCUA
Molecule: messenger RNA, 5170 nt
Organism: Hypomesus transpacificus
Lineage: Eukaryota; Metazoa; Chordata; Actinopteri; Osmeriformes; Osmeridae
Gene: atosa
Product: family with sequence similarity 214 member A
Exons: 12
Coding region: 1101-4313 (1070 amino acids)
Source: RefSeq, a predicted model, not a curated record